Symbiodinium natans is the source of this 639-nucleotide messenger RNA. Lineage: Eukaryota; Dinophyceae; Suessiales; Symbiodiniaceae. The record is from the annotation of a GenBank genome assembly.
AUGGACGCAGUCUCCGUGGAGCGCUGCGCAGAUGGUGAGCAGCGCCUAGUGGCAAUGCGACAUUUGGCGAUGGACGAGGUCAUACUGGAGGAGGUGCCGCUCUUCGAAAUGCCGGACGAAGAGAUUCUUGAGCGGAAAUGCUCACGCUAUGUGGCAGCAUGGCGCUAUGCCUGCCAGAGAAUUGGCCAGGACGGUGUGGAGAGAAUAUUUGCACACCAAUUUUCCGAGGGCGCAGCAGCAGGCACGAAAGCGCAAGAGGUUCACAAUGCGCUGCAACUUGAGGUGCCUGUCGCACAGCAGCCAGCUGCUUCCCGCUUUCUUAUGGUUCUCAUGUCCAACUCCUUCCGGUUCACAGGUCCAAAGGGAAAUCGGCUCACGGCGCUUUUCGAGAUUAUGUCCCGCGUCAACCAUUCAUGUCUCCCAAAUGCACGGAUGGUUGGUGAUGGCCAUCCAGCAAAGCUCGUGACUACAAAAAGCGUUGCUCCUCAGGAGGAGAUCUUCCUUUGCUACGGAGGAUGGAACACGGGCUUUGUGGAGCAGCCUCUGCGGCAGCGCCAGCAGCACUUGCUGGGGAAUUGGGGCUUCGUUUGCCAGUGCGGUCGCUGUCAGCAGGAACCCAGAGACUCCAAAACCCCUUAA